AUGUCUUUUGUAUUAACAGUUUAUCAUUAUAUUCAAUGUUAUAUUCCUUUUACAAGUUAUUUUCUAAUCAUAAAACAAUCAAGAUAUGUUAUCUAUAACGAAAUGAUACAACAAAUGUUUCAUUCGUUCGCAUUCAUGAUGAUAAUAUUUUCUAUUGAAUUACUUUCUAUGCUAGAAAUAUUCAUUGGAUUGAAAAAAGAAAUAAAUACUGAGCACAAAAGAGAUAUCCAAAAUGAAAUAUUCUUAUUUCCUAAACUUGACACUAUUCAUCAUCACUAA
Schistosoma margrebowiei is the source of this 279-nucleotide messenger RNA. Lineage: Eukaryota; Metazoa; Platyhelminthes; Trematoda; Strigeidida; Schistosomatidae. The record is from the annotation of a GenBank genome assembly.